Messenger RNA from Episyrphus balteatus (marmalade hoverfly), 1429 nucleotides. RefSeq lists its product as uncharacterized. The record is from RefSeq and is a predicted model, not a curated record. Lineage: Eukaryota; Metazoa; Arthropoda; Insecta; Diptera; Syrphidae. The coding region runs from base 58 to 1311 and encodes 417 amino acids. The transcript has 2 exons.
GUUGUUAAAUUAAGACUGUUGAUAUCCAGUUGUACUUUUAAACCUAAGAACUUUAGAAUGAGUGUCGAAAUUAUGAACUCAGUUGGUGCACCAGAAUCUUUAAAUGGGCGAUUUUUUCAAGAAGUUCUUGAAAAUGCCCUUUUUGAAACGGAUCUUAAAAUUCGUAAGCUAUCAUUCGAAAGAGGAAGUGCAAUUGGUGAUAAUUUCUGCAGCCAAAUUUACAGAGUUCAAAUUACUUUCUGUCGAUCAAAUGAUGACAAAAGGCUUGAUGAUUUAUCGGUGAUUGUGAAAAGUAUGCCAACAAGUAAUGAAUUGAAAUUUCUGUUGGACUUGAAAGCCUUCGUAAAGGAGAAGAUCUUCUACACUCACAUGAUUCCACGAUUGGAAAUUCUACUGGAUAAUGUCAAACUUGCCGGAAGGCUGUACUAUGGAGCAAAAGAACCCAUCAAUACGCUGGUAUUUGAAGAUCUUGGUGCUUCAGACUACAUAAUGGGGAAUCGAGCAGAAGGGCUAGAUGUGGACCAUUGUCAGUUAGUUAUGAAAAAACUUGGAUAUCUUCAUGGAUCUUCACUGAUUCUUCACAAGAAGGAUCCAGAUUGUAUGAAGAGCUUCCAUAGCAGUCUUCUAUCUGAAGACUGUCUAAAUGGUUCAGAUACAUUCGAAACAGUCUUUAGAUUUUCAUUUGAUUCCGUUGUAAGACAUGUCAGCACUUGGCAAGGAUACGAGAGUAUAACUAAAAAGCUUCAAAAAUAUGCCACCAAUUUCAAGGAGAAUCUCAUCAAAACACAACUUCCAAUUCCGGGUGAAUUGAAAGUUCUCAAUCAUGGCGAUCUUUGGGUAAAUAACUUCCUUUUCAAAUACAACAACAAAGAAACCAAAGAAUCAGUACAAGAUGUAAUAUUUAUCGAUUUGCAAAUGAGCAUUUUUGGAAGUCCUGGAUUUGAUUUGAAUUAUUUCUUUUACACUUCAAUGCAAUUGGAUGUUUUGAAAGAGAAACGUGAAGAACUUUUGAAGACAUAUUAUAAAUCAUUUUCUGAUACAUUGAAAGCUUAUAAAUAUGAGAAUAUACCAAGUUUUGAAGAUAUACUUUUGGAAGUUAGAAGAAGAGAACCUUUUGGAUUUUUUGCAAAUUAUGGUGUUUUUCCUGGAGUUUCGAUGGAUAAAUCGGAAUCAAGUGAUAAUACUUUGGAGAAAUUUAUGGAUGAGGAUUUUGCAAAUAAAAAAGGAGACGUAAUGUUUUCUUCACAGAGAUUAAGGGAUACAAUGAGAUAUACUUUGAAGAGGUUCGAUGAGUUGGGUGUUUUAGAUUAAUACGAAUUAAAUAGUGGAGUGAUUAGUUUAAAAUCACAAAAAUUGUAUAGGUAAAACAAAAUUUAAAAAAAAAUUACAAUAAAGAAAGAAAAAGGAAUGAUAAAGAAGUUUUUAUCAG